ACCAGAUAUAGUUCUUCUCCAGAACCAUUCAUAAAGCAAAAAGAUAAUAUUAGUAAAAGUAAGAAAAGUAAGAAAAAGGAUGAAUGCUCAAAACCAAUUAUUACAAGCUGCAUUACUCUUCCAUCUACGUUAACUUCUAAUGAUUUUACGAACGAUAACAUUAUUUUUGAUGCAAAUUUAAGUGUUGUAGAAGCACCUGGAUCAUCGAAUUCAAUGCCUGUGACAUUUGUUAAUAAAACGGAUUCUAAUAAGGAAAUAGACAUAGUACAAGAUAUUGCUAUCAUUAAAGAGCAAUGUGCUUCAAUAUGUCGUAUGCACGCAUCGCUCCUUCUCACAUUAAAAAAUAUUAACGAAAUAUUACAUAUAAUGGAGCGCAAACCUGGAACCUCUGAUGGAAUACGAUAUCAAUUCUUAGAUCCGUUAUUGCCAUUAAAAAAUCUUCAAAACAUUGUUACUUUAGAAGAACUUAUCACAAGUAAUGAUUCAGCUCUUUCUCAAUAUAAAAAUUUUAUUGCCAAUAUUGGAGGGCAUACACCGAGAGAUAAUAUUCAAAGGAUUCUAAGAAAAGUUUUUUCUGAUGAGUGUACUAAAUUAUGUUCAUGGAAAGGAAAAAAAACAAUUAUGCUGUUCAUGACUUACGAAUAAUUAUAGAAAUUCAUCAAAUUGUUGCUUCGUCUUAUGAACAGUUUAAGGAAAUUGAAUUAGAAGAUAUUGCUGCAGAGUGGUUUCGCUUUGCAAAGCAGCGA
Harpegnathos saltator (Jerdon's jumping ant) is the source of this 746-nucleotide messenger RNA. RefSeq lists its product as uncharacterized. The transcript has 5 exons. NCBI's taxonomy places the organism in Eukaryota, Metazoa, Arthropoda, Insecta, Hymenoptera, Formicidae. Bases 214 to 645 code for a protein of 143 amino acids. The record is from RefSeq and is a predicted model, not a curated record.